AUGAACGUGUUGGUAUACCUGGGACGCGGCACCACGCCUGAACUGGUGAAACAUACCGUGGAGUCCUUGAGGCUCCAUCUUUCUCCUAAUUAUGCUGUGGUGACGGUGUCUGAGCAGUCGUUGCUUGGGGACCCUUGGCAGUAUAAAACGCUGGUGUUGGUGAUUCCAGGUGGAGCUGAUUUGCCGUAUUGCGAUGCAUUGAAUGGCGACGGGAACCUGAAGAUCACCCAGUUUGUGAGGAAGGGUGGUAGGUACUUGGGGCUCUGUGCUGGAGGGUACUAUGGUGCCAAACGGUGUGAAUUCGAGGAAGGGGACCCGAUAAUGGAGGUAAGUGGGCCUAGAGAGUUGGCUUUUUUUCCGGGAAUUGCUAGGGGUUGCGUUUAUAAGGGGUUUGAUUAUGAGUCUCAUGCUGGCAGUAAGGCUGUUACUAUGGCUGUGAAUACGGAUGCGUUGCCGCUGAGUCCUGGUAAUGUUGAUGUUUAUUAUAACGGCGGUGGGUUGUUUGUGGAUGCUUCGAAGCAGCGCAAUGUGGAGGUUUUGGCUCGGUACGCUGCUCCUCAGACUGACCUUCAAGAUGAGGAUUUGGCUGCUGGGGUGUACUGUAAGGUCGGCAAGGGCUGUGCUGUGCUUUUUGGAACGCAUCCAGAGUUCUCGCCGGCGCUUAUGAAGGGUGACGCUUCAGAUCAGCAUUUUGCGCUGGUGAGAGCCCAGAUUGAAAGUAACGACUACGAGAGAAAGCGCUUCUUGAGAGCGUGUCUUCUGAAAAUGGGUCUUAAGGUUAAUGAUGACGUUGAAGGGUCUAUUCCACGGUUGACGCCGAUUUAUCUUUCUUCGCUGCUUGACCCAAGUAAUGCCAGGGGAUUGCUUAGCACGCUCCAGGAGAAUUUGGACUUUGUGGCUCCAAGAACGUUUGAAGAUAUAAACGACACUUUUGUGCUUCACGAUGAAAAGGAUUCAGAUAUUACUGAAGACUCGGAAAUGGACGGCGAACAGUCUUUUGACCAGGUUCUUUCAGCUCCAAAGCAUAUCAAGUUCUUUACUUCAGAUGCUUUCCCCAGUCAUACUGAAACGCCAUACUUCAAUAUGGAAAAGUACUUUGCCCAGUUGAAGCGUCUACACGAAGCAAAUAAUGAACUGAUUGGACUGAUUGGUUCUCUUCUUGCAUAUGGUGAAGUGGUUACUUCUACUAAUACCCUUCUUGAUAAGAAUCCUAACUGGUUGGAACACCUCCCUCAUGGUCUUACAUUCACUGCUACUACACAAAUCGCCGGAAGAGGACGUGGCGGCAACGUCUGGAUCAAUCCCAAGGGCGUGAUGGCAACCUCUAUCUUAUUCAAGCUUCCUAAAGGAGAGUCCAACAGUUCCAUCAUUGUCACCUUACAAUACUUGUGUGCACUUGCACUUAUAGAGUCGAUCUUGGGCUACGGGUCACUUGUCCAGGGCCAAGGCUCCGGCUAUGAAGACUUACCGUUGAAGCUUAAAUGGCCUAACGAUAUGUAUGCAUUGAAGCCUGAGUUCUACAAGAACAUAUCUGAUAAAGACGAUGUGAGUAAUACUGUGGAAGGCGAUGACGAGAAGUGGGCAAAGAUCUCGGGUUCGCUUAUCAACUCCCAAUUUUUGAACGGCCAGUUUCACCUUGUUUGGGGCGGAGGUGUUAAUGUUUCCAACGAAGCUCCAACGACUUCCCUUAACCGUGUCCUUGCCAAACUUAACGAAUUAAGAGCCGCCAAAGGGUUGCCUGAGCUCCCACCUUUUGAGCAUGAAACGCUUCUUGCCAAGCUUGUAUUCAACAUGGAGCAAUUUUACAAUGUGUUCCAGAGGUCUGGCUUGCAACCAUUCUUAUCGCUUUACUACAAGAGAUGGUUCCAUCUGAACCAACACGUAAGGUUGGAUGCUGAAGGUAACGGUAACGUCAAGGAUUGCAUUAUCCGUGGCAUCACAAGCGACUAUGGCCUUUUGGUUGCAGAAGACAGCAACACACACGAAAAGAUGGAGCUCCAGCCCGAUGGAAACUCCUUCGAUAUCUUCAAAGGUCUCGUCUACAAGAAGAGAUAG
Molecule: messenger RNA, 2055 nt
Organism: Candidozyma haemuli
Lineage: Eukaryota; Fungi; Ascomycota; Pichiomycetes; Serinales; Metschnikowiaceae
Product: biotin--[acetyl-CoA-carboxylase] ligase
Exons: 1
Coding region: 1-2055 (684 amino acids)
Biological process (GO): protein modification process
Cellular component (GO): cytoplasm
Molecular function (GO): biotin--[biotin carboxyl-carrier protein] ligase activity
Source: RefSeq, a predicted model, not a curated record